Messenger RNA from Elgaria multicarinata webbii, 915 nucleotides. Its product is annotated as olfactory receptor class A-like protein 1. Bases 1 to 915 code for a protein of 304 amino acids. The transcript has a single exon. The record is from RefSeq and is a predicted model, not a curated record. Gene Ontology annotation, biological process: G protein-coupled receptor signaling pathway. NCBI's taxonomy places the organism in Eukaryota, Metazoa, Chordata, Lepidosauria, Squamata, Anguidae. Gene Ontology annotation, cellular component: membrane. Gene Ontology annotation, molecular function: pheromone receptor activity.
AUGCAAGUCUGGUUCAUCUUGAACAUGCUUGGCUUCAUUUCACUUGACAUGAUAGGGAUCCCAGGAAAUCUAGCUAUCCUCUAUGCCUUCAUCAAAGCCAUCUGUCAGCAGAACUUCACACCCAGUGAAAUCAUCCUGGGCAAACUUGCACUUGCGAACCUCCUGGUGAUCCUGACGAGGGGAGUCCCUCUCACCUUCCGAACACUUGGAGUCCACAUCAUGUACGAUGGUUUGAGCUGUGGCAUCGCCCUCUAUAUCUAUUGUGUGAGCAGAGCCAUGAGCAUCUUCUUAACGUCCAUGUUGGGCUGUUUCCAGUGUCUCUUAAUUGCCCCAUGUCCUCCCAGGUGCUUGCGGCUGAGGCACAGCAUCCUUGCAAGGCUCCCUUCCAUCAUGAUUUCCCUUUGGUGCUUCAACCUACUCGUCUGCUGUACCCGUUUGCUCUACUCCAUGCCUCGCACUGGUACCAACUGCACCAAGGAAGAGAUCACUGUGGUCUAUGACUUCUGUUGUGUGGUGUUCCCUAGCCAACUCUUAUACUUUGGAAAUGGAGCCGUGUUUGUUUCCCGAGACAUGUUCUUCCUGGGGUUGAUGACCUUCUCUAGUGGUUGCCUCCUCUUUGUUCUUCAUCAGCAUGGGAAACGAAUGAAACGUUUGCCCAUGCUACAAAUGAAACAUGCAGAGAUCCGAGCAACUAAAUCAGUAAUGGGCUUGCUGGCCAUGUACCUUCUCAGCUUUGGGCUGGACAGUGUCUUCUGGAUGGUUAACCUUUGUGUAUCCCCAGUCUCACUGAGGUUUGCAGAUGCACGCAUGUUCUUUGACUCCUGCUACUCAGCCAUAAGUCCAAUGUUGAUUAUCCUAACAAACAGAAAGAUUCAAGCAAGCAUAAAGUGUGGCAUUGGGAAGAGCUGGGGAUGA